This is a messenger RNA of Cordyceps militaris CM01, 1077 nucleotides long. RefSeq names its product glucosamine-6-phosphate deaminase. Gene Ontology annotation, cellular component: cytoplasm. Gene Ontology annotation, molecular function: glucosamine-6-phosphate deaminase activity; identical protein binding. The record is from RefSeq and is a predicted model, not a curated record. The transcript is spliced from 3 exons. The coding region runs from base 1 to 1077 and encodes 358 amino acids. NCBI's taxonomy places the organism in Eukaryota, Fungi, Ascomycota, Sordariomycetes, Hypocreales, Cordycipitaceae. Gene Ontology annotation, biological process: N-acetylneuraminate catabolic process; carbohydrate metabolic process; N-acetylglucosamine catabolic process.
AUGAGACUGAUCAUCCGCGACGACGCUGCGGCCACCAGCAACUAUGUGGCCAACUACAUUAUUGACCGCAUCAACGCCUACAAGCCCACGGCCCAGAAUCCCUUUGUUCUCGGCCUGCCAACCGGCUCCAGCCCUCUGGGCGUUUACAAAGUCCUCGUCCAAAAGUACAAGGCUGGCGAGAUCUCGUUUGACAAUGUCGUCACCUUCAACAUGGACGAGUACGUCGGCAUCCCGCGCGACCACCCCGAGUCGUACCACUCCUUCAUGUGGAACAACUUCUUCUCCCACGUCAACGUUCACCCCAGCAACGUCCACAUCCUCAACGGCAACGCCCCCAGCCUCGAGGCCGAGUGCGUCGCCUACGAGGACGCCAUCAAGCGCGUCGGCGGCAUCGACCUCUUCCUCGCCGGCAUCGGCGAGGACGGCCACAUUGCCUUCAACGAGCCCGGUUCCAGUCUCGCCAGCCGCACCCGCGUCAAGACGCUCGCCUACGACACCAUCCUCGCCAACUCGCGCUUCUUUGGCAACGACGUGGACAAGGUGCCCCGAAUGGCCUUGACGGUUGGCGUCCAGACUGUCCUCGAGGCCCGCGAGGUCGUCGUCAUCAUCCUCGGCCAGCGCAAGGCCCUCGCGCUUCAGCGAUGUAUCGAGCAGGGCGUCAACCACAUGUGGACGCUCUCCAGUCUUCAGCUGCACCCGCACCCCAUGAUUGUCGCUGAUGAGGACGCCACCCUCGAGCUCCAGGUCAAGACUGUCAAGUACUUCAAGAGCAUCGAAAAGGUUGCCAAGGAGGCCGGUUUCCAGCAGAUCCUCCCCUCCAAGGUCCGCACCGGCAACGGCCCGAUCCCCGAGACGCGCAUCGACACCGUCUCCUCCCCGACUAUUCUUGCGCCCCAGCCCACCACCUCGCAGUUGCUCCGCGCUACCCCGGCUACCGAGUACCCCGUCCGCUCCGUGUCCCCGGAGCUAAUCCCGGACCGCAUGGCCUCCCGCAUUCCGGAGCCGGCCCUCAACCAAAGACUGACCCCCAACCCCGACCAGCAGGCCGCCAAGCAGGCCAACGCAGUCUCCGCCUGA